ACGGGACGCCAGCCAGAAGCACGGGCGGCUCCGGGCUCUGGGGCUCCGCGGUCCGGAGGGCACCAUGGACGACAAGGAGUUAAUCGAGUACUUAAGUCUCAGAUGAAAGAAGAUCCUGACAGGGCCUUGGCCCGUGGCUGCCAUAGGGACUCUGCUGGUCUGCUGGAGUUCUUGAAGCGGGAUACAGGGGAGACGAUCCAGGGCCUGAGAGCGAAUCUUACCAGAGCCAUUGAAACCCUGUGCGGCGUGGACUCCUCCGUGGCCGUGUCCUUGGGCCGGGAGCUCUUCCUGCGCUUCGUCAGCCUCGUGCCCCUGGAAUACUCGGAUUACUCCAAGUGUAAAAAGAUCAUGAUUGAGCGGGGAGAGCUUUUUCUCAGGAGAAUAUCACUGGCGAGAAGUAAAAUUGCAGAUCUGUGCCACACUUUCAUCAAAGACAGGGCCGUCCCCGUGGUCCUGGACGCCGCUGUUGGCUACCUCAUGGAGAAGGUGGACCUUGUCAUAGUGGGUGCGGAGGGCGUUGUUGAAAAUGGAGGCGUUAUUAACAAGAUUGGAACCAACCAGGUGGCCGAGUGCGCCAAAGCACAGAACAGGCCCUUCUACGUGGUGGCGGAGAGUUUCACGUUCGUCUGGCUCUUCCCACUAAACCAGCAAGACGUCCCAGACAAGUUUAAGGACAAGGCGGACACGCUGAGGUCUGUGCAGACUGGACAGGAUCUCAGAGAGGAGCACCCGUGGGUCGACUACACCGCCCCUCCCCGCGCCCCUUGAUCAUACUGCUGUUUACAGACC
Molecule: messenger RNA, 789 nt
Organism: Myotis brandtii (Brandt's bat)
Lineage: Eukaryota; Metazoa; Chordata; Mammalia; Chiroptera; Vespertilionidae
Product: translation initiation factor eIF-2B subunit alpha-like
Exons: 3
Coding region: 103-768 (221 amino acids)
Biological process (GO): translational initiation
Cellular component (GO): eukaryotic translation initiation factor 2B complex
Molecular function (GO): translation initiation factor activity; guanyl-nucleotide exchange factor activity
Source: RefSeq, a predicted model, not a curated record